CCACCGUCUUUGCUGAGAAUCCUCCUCAUGUUUUUUAUCCAGGUUCGGCCCGCCCUUGCAAUGCGGGUCCUAGUCUUAUUGCUCACACCUUUCUCACUCGUCUCCCACUUGUUUUUUAUUAUUCAAUUUCACUUCUCCUCUCCUUCUCUCUCUAUCUCUAAGCCUGUUUAGCUCCCCAAAAUAAUCAGUUGAUGAGAUAGAGGGUUGUUGCAGGGGUAUUAUAAUGGUGAAAUUGGGACAUAUGGAGAGAGAUCUCUUUCGGUUUCCAUGCAAAAAGGAGUUCAAAGUAGAGAAUCAGUGCAACUGUGGAAAAGGUACACACGGGUAGUGAUCUCUUUUCGGUUCUAUUCAAAAAAUCAUUUGAGUGAGAGAGAGAGAGAGAGAGAGAGAAGCAUGACAGUGGAAAUGGGACACAUGGGGUGAGAUCUCUUUGGGCCUCUAUACAAAACCCUCAAAGAGAAGGUAAGAGAGAGAAAGUGACUGAGUAGAGAGAGAGAAUCCAACCCAAGUGCUGAAGAUGCAGUCCAGUGUCGAGUUCAAUGGUGUAUCUGAUCAUAUACAUCAGCUCUUGGCUGCAAGAUCUGCCCAUUCCCUUCCAAUGAAUCUCUCACCUCCGCCAUUUUUCACCAUUGAUGCUCAACCUCCAGAUCUGAGAAUAGGACCAGGAAACCCUCAGUUGCAGAAUAACCCCUCUAAUGAGCUUGGUUUGUUCAGGCAAUUGCACCAAUCUGAUCCAUUCAAAGAUAAUAAGAACGCUGAUGGCUUGGAAGAAGAAGAGCUCAUGACUGAUAAUAGAUCUAUUUGUGAAGCUAGUAACCGGUGGCCCAGAGAAGAAACUUUAGCUCUCCUCAAAAUCAGGUCAAGCAUCGAAGCUGGCAUGGGGGACUCCAAUGUGAAAGGACCCAUAUGGGAGCAUGUCUCCAGGAAGCUUGCCGAGCUAGGGUUUAACAGAAGUGCGAAAAAAUGCAAGGAAAAAUUUGAGAACGUGAGUAAAUACUACAAGAAAACCAGAGAUAGUGCAAACACAAGGCAAGAUGGGAGGAGUUACAGGUUUUUUAACGAGCUUGAAGCUCUCUACAAUGGUGGAAACAACCAGUUUAAACCAGUAGAGACCCUUUCUCAACAGAAAACCACAGUGCAAAAGACUAAUGGAGAGCCAAAUGUAUGUUUAAAUUCUCACUCAUCAGAGGGAACUUCAGAGGAGGAAACCCUAGAAAACCCUGAAACCCAUGCAAACCCAUCAGCUUCUGAUCAAAACAGAAAGAAGAGGAAGAGAAAGCGUAGUAGCCUAGAGCUUAUGAAGGGUUUUUGCGAAUCCAUGGUUGAACAAUUGAUGCACCACCAAGAAGAGCUUCAAAAUCGCUUAUUAGAAGCAGUAGAGAAGAGAGAUCAAGAGAGAAUUGCAAGAGAAGGAGAAUGGAAAAUGCAAGAGAUGGCAAGGCUUAAUAGGGAAACCGAAAUCAGGGCUCAAGAGCAUGCCCUGGCGUCUGAUAGAGAGGCCGCCAUUAUCGAGUUUUUGAAGAAAUUUACAGAGAAUUCAGCUGAAAACCAGAGCCCCACUCAAGCACCAGACCCCAAACCAGAAGAAGCUCCAAGCUCUGCAAACCCAACAAAUUCACUGGCUUUGCCACCUGAAAAUCAUUCCCCUAACCCUAAUCCAAUCACUGAGGAGAAAUCAGACCAGAGUGGUGUGGUUAACAAUGGUGGGUUUCAUCUGAAAAGGUGGCCAAGGUCUGAGGUUAUCUGCUUAAUCAGGCUUAGAAGCAACCUUGAUCAAAGGUUCAAUGAAUCAGGCUCUAAGGGUUCACUGUGGGAGAACAUAUCAAAGGGAAUGGCACAAUUGGGUUAUAAUAGGAGUGCAAAAAGGUGCAAAGAGAAAUGGGAAAAUAUUAACAAGUAUUUCAGGAAGACGAAGGAUGCAACCAAGAGUAGGCCACCUGACUCUAAGACUUGCCCUUAUUUCCAUCUUUUGAGCAAUCUUUAUCAGAAAAAGAUGGAGCUCUCUCCCACCCAAAAGCCAGAAAACAGCUCAAACUCAACUGCAACUCUAGAGAUAGAGAGAGAGAACGAGGUAGAGAGAGAAAGUGAGUCUCUGAGAGAUGGUGUCCAAACAGUUGGUGAGAGGCCCAAUGUGUUGCUGCCUUCUAUUGAUGCUGGUGAUGAUCGUGGUGCAAUGAUCAUGACCCAUGAUCCCGAAACUUCAAGGAAUUUGUAUGAUGAAACUGUAAUGAAUGGGAAGAUCAGCAUGGAGAGGAUGGUCAAAGAGAUGAUAGAGAUGCCUCAUGGCCAUGGCCAUAGCCAUCAAUGUGGAGUGCCUCUUAACAUGGGGUCACUGCAUGCAUCAGAUGCUCAAGAGCAACUGUCUCAGUCAGCUUUCAUGGCCUUGGUCUGCAAGCUUUCUUCAUCAAAUUACAACACAGAUGAGUGAUGGGUUAUGAAUGCGAUCAUGGCAUGGAGAUAGGGCUAAUCUACUCUUUAAUGCUCAGUUUUGGUUCCCAAAAACUCCCUCUUCUCAACCAAGAAAAAGGUAUAUAUAUCAUGACCAUUUCACACAUCAUACAUCAUACCAAUGCAUCAUCAUCAUCUUCACAAUGCUAUCAAUACAUUUAUAAAUCAUUAUAUUUAUAUAUGUUGACAUUAUUUACAGUGAGGAGACAUACCAUAAGAACAUAGUUUUCUGUUCUUAUGUCUCUAUGGAACAGUGUGAACUUGCAACGCCAAUGAUCUGAAACUGAAGCCUCAGUAUGAUCAUGUGAUCCGGCUCUUGUUUUUAAACAUGGAGAAACCCAUAGUAUUUCUUAUUUCUUCUCCUGAAUUAUAAGAGCCCCUCUAUUCUCUAAUAUACACAAUGUCUUGUCUGCUUUCUUUUAUAUGCUAAGAUCCAGUUUAUUUA
Messenger RNA from Amborella trichopoda, 2893 nucleotides. RefSeq names its product trihelix transcription factor DF1. Lineage: Eukaryota; Viridiplantae; Streptophyta; Magnoliopsida; Amborellales; Amborellaceae. The record is from RefSeq and is a predicted model, not a curated record.